AGAAAGUGUUUUUGUCCAAUGCAGCGGAACAGCAGUCUCGUUUCCAUUUGGCUUCAGCUCGAGCUGUGCGCGAUGGCUGUUCUCCUCACUAAAGGAGAAAUACGGUGCUACUGCGAUGCCCCCCACUGUGUGGCCACUGGUUACAUGUGCAAAUCGGAGCUGAAUGCCUGCUUCACCCGCACUUUAGACCCUCAAAGUGCCAAGUCUCCUUUAUCUCAUGGAUGUUACGACCCUCUGUUGAACUCUGGAAAAACUUGCCACCCAGAGUCAACCUAUGACACCAUUCAUGGAUCUGCCACACUUCAGUGCUGCCAUGAGGAUAUGUGCAAUUACAGAGGCCUGCAAGAUGUCACAUACAGAGGAAGUGAAAUUCAUGACAAACGGCGACAUCAAACCGAAGGUAGCCGUCACGUGAUUGCACGACUACAGGAAAUUCCUUCCUCCAAGGAGGUAUGGUUCCGCGCUGCGGUCAUCACUGUACCCAUUGCCGGCGGCCUCAUCUUGGUCCUCCUCAUCAUGCUGGCCCUGCGUAUGCUGCGCAGUGAAAACCGCAGACUGCGACAACAACGGAGAGAAAUGUUGUCUCGCCUUCAUUACAACUUUCAUGGCCAACACCUCACCAAGGGUCAUGUGGCCAAACUGGACUUAGAGUGUAUGGUUCCAGUAGGAGGCCAUGAGAACUGCUGCCUGACCUGCGACAAGAUUCAGCAGUCCGACCUUACCAGCCAAAGACUUCUUUCAUUGGUCAGCUGGGGGAAGCACAGUGGCCAAGGCAAGCUAGAGUUUGUGUGAUGGCUUAAGAAUUUGCUUUCCUCCGUGGGACUUGUGUUUUAUUUCAACCCUUCUAAAGGAGGUACUGCAAACAAGAACUCAAAAGAGAACACUUGAAAGCUCUAACCAUAUGGUUGUUGCUCUAGAAGCACUUUACUUGAAUUAGAGACUUAAGGAGAAGACUGCUUGUAUUAUAUGCUGCGACGAGGAGCGGCUUCGUGCUGGUAUUCUUUAUCACCGAAGGAUUCCAAAAAAAUUUAUUUUGGUUUUAUCAUGUGCACUUUUUGUAUAAAGAAUCUAUGGUUUAUUUGCUUUAAUAGUGGAGUGGAGAGGGACAUCUUUGUACCUUGUUUACCCCUAAUAGUCAAAGGUACCUUAAGGGUGCAUGUUAUUAUUCUAAGGUAUUAAUAUACACUUUUUAGGGGUAGAUAAGGUCUUGGUAACUUGCUGUUGUAUCAGUAAGGUACAGUUUUUGCAAUUUUUUUCACAGUGAAUGAUGA
Molecule: messenger RNA, 1271 nt
Organism: Sinocyclocheilus rhinocerous
Lineage: Eukaryota; Metazoa; Chordata; Actinopteri; Cypriniformes; Cyprinidae
Product: BMP and activin membrane-bound inhibitor homolog
Exons: 3
Coding region: 19-792 (257 amino acids)
Biological process (GO): transforming growth factor beta receptor signaling pathway; positive regulation of canonical Wnt signaling pathway; negative regulation of transforming growth factor beta receptor signaling pathway
Molecular function (GO): frizzled binding
Source: RefSeq, a predicted model, not a curated record